AUGACCCAGCUCCGCUUUUCGUUGCCAUUGGCCGUUUGUGUCUUUAUCUCUGCCACUCCAGGUGAACACAACAACAAUGUGGCAUCAGCUUUGUCCAUGCCCCGUCGCGGAUUCCUCCAGCAAGCCACGGUCGCAACGACCGGAGCUACCAUGGGAUGGGUCUUGAGUCAGCAGCAACAACUGUCGCAUCCGGGUGGUUGUGCCUGUGGCCAGUGCCUCCAUGCCAAAAAUUGCAACUGUGGAACGUGCACCACCGGUGUUCAUGUCGCAGGAUGUCAGUGUGGUUCCUGUGUCUCCGGUCAUGAUGCUGGAUGCAACUGUGCCAUGUGUGGCACUCAUGAUGCCGGAUGCAACUGUGCCAUGUGCAGUGAUCAUGGUGCGGGAUGCAACUGUGGUACAUGUGGCGGUGGUCUGGCAUCGGCCUUUCGACCACCGGCGGCAUAUGCCUACGAAAAACGACAAGUCGGUGGUGCCAAUCCAUCCGCCGAAACUGCCGCCUUUAACAUUCAAAGCGAAAAGACAUACGAUCGAUUGGAAAAGAGUGGAUUUCCCUUGGAUAGCAGGGCCGAAGAACAAGCAAGGCUCAGCGAUGCUCUGGCGUCAUUCUCCUAUCCUGCAUCCAACGCGGCUGCCAGUGACAAAAACGACAAUAAGAAGCAGGGCAAGAAAUAA
Seminavis robusta is the source of this 672-nucleotide messenger RNA. The record is from the annotation of a GenBank genome assembly. NCBI's taxonomy places the organism in Eukaryota, Bacillariophyta, Bacillariophyceae, Naviculales, Naviculaceae.